Messenger RNA from Coffea eugenioides, 1114 nucleotides. Its product is annotated as calcyclin-binding protein-like. Gene Ontology annotation, molecular function: tubulin binding; ubiquitin protein ligase binding; S100 protein binding. Bases 126 to 782 code for a protein of 218 amino acids. The transcript has 5 exons. NCBI's taxonomy places the organism in Eukaryota, Viridiplantae, Streptophyta, Magnoliopsida, Gentianales, Rubiaceae. The record is from RefSeq and is a predicted model, not a curated record.
AAGUUUUUUGGUGCCUCUAAAUUAUAUGGAUAAUACCUUUCUUGGCCUCCCCAUCCCGAAAAGAUUCUUCAACUUUUAGUUUGGUAGUCAUAGUCGGUAGUAGGAUAAUUGGUAAAGAAGAAGUAAUGGCGGACGAAUUCGCAUUGGAUUUGGAGGAACUGAGACAUCUGCAAAGCAUUGCAAAGAGGCCUAGGGUUGUCUCUCUGAUCUCUGCUGAAAUUAACAACUUGGGAAAGCUGUCAAAAAAUGCUGCUCUAACUAAAUCUUUACAAGUCCCUACUCCAAUCUGUACCGCACCAAAGGGGCUUUCAAGCCCAGCUCUACUCUAUGUGACGCUGGGAUCUUUCAGCUGGGAUCAGGACAAUGAGAAAGUGAAGAUUUAUGCCUCUUUAGAGGGAGUUGACCAGGAGAAAAUUGAGGCUGACUUUAAGCCGAUGUCAUUUGACCUCAAAUUCCAUGACGUCCAAGGAAAGAACUAUCGCUGCGCCAUACCGAAAUUGAACAAGGAGAUAGUACCUGAAAAAUGCAAGGUGGUAGUGAGGCCAACAAAAGUCAUCAUCACCUUGGUCAAAGCUUCCAAAGGAAACUGGUCGGACUUGCACUUUAAAGAGGAUAAGCUCAAGCCAAAUUUGGAUAAGGACCAUGACCCUAUGGCUGGAAUAAUGGAUUUGAUGAAGAAUAUGUACGAGGAAGGUGAUGAGGAGAUGAAGCGAACAAUUGCGAAAGCAUGGACAGAUGCUAGAUCUGGCAAAGCUGCAGACCCUUUGAAGAGUUUCCAGUAACUAUGAUCAGUUAUCGAAAAGAUUGGAAUUGGUUCUUUUUCAGGCAGGGUGCGUUAAGAGACCUCAAACAUCUUUCAAGGAGUUUGUUUUAACUAUAAUGGCAUGAUUGAUAUGGACCUUUUGGUUUUAAUUGUGCGCCCAGAUAUUUGAAUGCGUUGUAGACCGUUUCAUUUGCAUGGCUUCUAUCUACUAUUAGAUAGUCGUUUGCUAUUUCUCCUGUUGGCACCUUUACAGAAUACGAUGAUCAGAUCCAAACUUGAUCUCCUACAAAAUCUGCUAUCUUCAUGGUUCCUGGUGUUCAUUCAUCUUUAAUGGAACCCGAAAAUUCGUCA